Miscanthus lutarioriparius is the source of this 855-nucleotide messenger RNA. Lineage: Eukaryota; Viridiplantae; Streptophyta; Magnoliopsida; Poales; Poaceae. The record is from the annotation of a GenBank genome assembly.
AUGCCCUCCAAGCGGCCGUCCCCGCACGCCAUGGACGAAGCCGCCUCCGCAGCCGCCGCGCGCCUCCGCCCCUCCACCCCGCGCUCCAAGAAGCGCACCUCCCGCUCCAAGUCCCGCGGCCGCUCCCGGGACCGCCGCCGCUCCUCCCCGAACCCUAACCCUAGCUCCCGCCGCGAGCGCGCCGCGGACCACGGCUCUGCCGCCGCGCCCUCCCGCAAGAGCGACCGCAAGCCCAAGCCGCGCUCCUUCCCGGACUCCGCCACGCUCGCCACGGCCAUGGCCUCGGUCGCCGCCGCCGCCGCCUCCUCCGCGGCCCCGGCGUCCGGCGGGGCCGUGCAGCGCGGGCGCCGUCCAGAAGCUCUGGACCGAGACUCCCUCGCUCCGCACCUCGACCAGGCCAAGGUGUACUACAAGCUCAAGCGCCUCAAGAGCAAGUUCCAGCACUCCGUGCCGGGCGAAUCCAGCACCGCGCACGAGCACCGGCUGCGCGACCUGGGCGCGGCCCUCUGGGGCGCUGAGCUCGCGCGCCCUGAAGAGAAGGCCAUCGCGGUGGCUGAGGAGGCCGACGAGGAUGACGCUGACGAGGGAUUCGUUGGCGGGGAUAGGGAGGGGGCCGUGAAGCUUCCUAUGGUCAAGGAGGUGCUUGGAGAGUACUGGAGGCUCAACGGGCAGACCAUGUCAGGUGUGUCGCUGGAGAAGGGGUUGGCGAUGCUUGGGCCACAGGAGGCUAGUGUGGCCGAGGUCAAAUGGAGGCGACAGCUUGAGGCAGAUAUGCGCAUGCAGAUGCGCCGGCAUGAUCUGGAAAAGGAGGUCUAUGGCCUGCUCAUCGAUGCCAUCAAAGGCCUAGGGCCUUAG